AUGGGGGAAAAGCUCCCAAAGGUGCCAGGAGACCCCGACACUUUGAGCAGACCGAUGCGGACCCUCAGGGUUAAGAUGGUUCUUCUGGGGGCCUCUGGUGUGGGAAAGUCCAGCCUGGCCCUGCGGUUCUGCAAGGAUGAGUUCAGGAGGACAUCACCUACUGUAGGCUGUGCAUACCUCACCCAGGCGGUGCAUCUGCGUGAAGUCACUCUUCGCUUUGAGAUUUGGGACACGGCAGGGGAGGAAAAGUACCACAGUGUCACCCCCCUUUACUACAGAGGAGCCCACGCUGCACUGCUGGUCUAUGAUAUCAGCAAAAGGGACACAUUUAUCAGAGCUCAAGUGUGGCUCAGAGAGCUGGAGAAGCAGUACUUCUCAGGAUCCACCGUCCUGUGGCUGGUGGGCAACAAGGGCGACCUGGAACAGCAUCGACAAGUGUCAGCGCAGGAAGGACAGAGUCUGGCCAAUGACAGAGGGUUAUUCUUCACAGAGACAUCAGCCCUGUCAGGGGAUCAGGUGGAGCAGCUGCUGCUGGGUGUAGCCCACAGGGUGUGCGAGUGUGUUGGAGCGCAGCAGGGGGCGCUGUCAGAGUGGAAGGAGACGCCUCAUGUGGAUUUGUGCCACAGAAACACAUUCAAUCGUUUUGCAUCCUGCUGCAAAGUGGGACCCUGACCUCUAACUCUGUUGAUUGUUGUACUGCUGGUCUCUGUUUUAAAGCUGCACCGGGUAACACAUGGGCACCUGGUCAUCACAACAUCUCAAAUAAAGAAUUGUAAAAAAACA
This is a messenger RNA of Gymnodraco acuticeps, 783 nucleotides long. RefSeq names its product ras-related protein Rab-17-like. The record is from RefSeq and is a predicted model, not a curated record. The transcript has 5 exons. NCBI's taxonomy places the organism in Eukaryota, Metazoa, Chordata, Actinopteri, Perciformes, Bathydraconidae. The coding region runs from base 1 to 672 and encodes 223 amino acids. Gene Ontology annotation, molecular function: GTPase activity; GTP binding.